CUUUACCAAAUGAAAACUUAUUUGAAGAAUAGAAAAGUCAAAGAAUUUUGUUUAUAUCUGAAUUUGGUUAUUGGGUUUAAUUUAAAUGUUUAAAACUAAAAUAUUGAACAGCUUGACCAAUUUCUUUUGUAUAAUUUCAAUGAACGCGGAAAAUGCUGUGGAAUUUGUUAAUAUGGAUUUUCUGCAUGACAAAAAUAUGUUUUUCUGAUACUUUAGAUGUGUGUUUGAAGAAGGAAGAAAAUUGUGAUGAAAUUAAAAGAUACCUGUUCUAUGAUGUCAAUAGGCCAGAAGGGUUUAACUUAAGAAGAGAUGUUUAUUUACGUUUUGCCAUAUUGGCUCAUAAAAUGAAAAUGUCUAAAAAUGAACAUUUAAAUAAUUUCUAUCUAGUACUUCCUCCCUGGUCCAAUUUAGUUCAUUGGGAUUAUAGCGACACACCGGAACAUAUACCAUGGGCAUUUUAUUUUGAUCUAGAUAGUUUAAAGAAAUUUGCCCCAGUAAUAGAAAUGCAUGAAUUUUUCUCGAAUUACCCAAACAAAUAUUCUAAAAUUGAAAUCGAACAAGUAUUAACAUUACAACAUUUUGAAGAUAUGUUUGAAACGGGAAAUUUUGAAGACAGAAUGAAAUUUGAUGAUUGUAACAGGAAUUUUGAUUACACAUAUUUCUUUUACAAAAAUAUAACGGCCAAAAAGAUACAAUGUUUAUCUUAUCAUGGGCCAGCUACAAAAUUAACAGAGGCUUUCUUAAAUACAACAGCCAAAACUAUUUUAAUUAACCAUGCAGAAGUUGCACUUCAUGAUUAUUUUGGAAAUGCUUUAUAUUGGCAAGCAAGAAGGAGUAUGAGAUUUAAUAAUGAUCUUAAGAAUGUUGCCAGUGAUUUUCGGAAAAAAUAUCUAAAUUCAGAUGAUGAUAAUGAUAAUACCAAUCAACCUGAUAGCUGGACAGAUGAAACACCAAAACGUAACGCAAUUGGAGGCCCUUAUGUUGGAAUACACCUCAGAAGAAGAGACUUUGUUAGGAGUAGAGCUGGAGAAGUUCCUUCACUGAAAAGUGUUUCAAAGCAAGUUAAAACAGUUUUAAAAAAACUGGAUUUGAAUACUGUUUUUAUAGCUACUGAUGGAACUCAUGAAGAAUUUCAAACAUUAUCGGAUUUUUUGGAUGGAUACACAGUGUUACAAUUUGUACCACCAACUAGCAUUCAAGCGAAGUACAAAGACGGAGGUGUUGCCAUUAUUGAUCAAAUAAUCUGUUCUUACGCCAGGCAUUUUAUAGGAACUUACGAGAGUACAUUUUCUUUUCGAAUUCAAGAAGAGAGAGAAAUUCUAGGCUUUAAAGUCGAGACUACUUUCAAUGUCUUUUGUGGUGAGAAGGGUUGUCCUAAACCUUCAGUAUGGGAAAUU
Messenger RNA from Psylliodes chrysocephalus, 1397 nucleotides. NCBI's taxonomy places the organism in Eukaryota, Metazoa, Arthropoda, Insecta, Coleoptera, Chrysomelidae. The record is from the annotation of a GenBank genome assembly.